UUGGAUGUCUAAGCGAAUGGAAUGACAUUAAUGCUGCCAUGCGAUCCAUAUUUAUAAAACGUGAAAUGUUCUCGUCCGGAUUUUAUGUCCUGUUAUUGAGUGUCCUCGUGUGCCACAGCCUAGUCCAAGUGGGGGGAAAACUGUCCGCGGAGGAAGUGCCGGGACACCCAGGGGGAGUGCAAGUGCUGCCCAGCUCCUGCCGGAAUGCGUUUAAUGGCAGUAGCAGCGCCGGCCCGGAGAUCCGCCUGCCCUUCGUCGACAUACUAAUGCGCCACGAGAUGCCGAUCUUUGUGCUUCGCGAGCCGGAGACGGAUCUGCUGCUCCUGCUCCAUGGACCGGAGAUCCAUCAGCUCCACGUGUCCACCGGCAGGCGGCGGCUGGUACCCCUGGGCGGCCUGGCGGGACGGGUGAAAGAGCGUCCAGCGCUUGGCGUCGAGAUUGUAGCCUGGCGACAGUUCCUGCUACUGGCCCUCGUCCUAGAGGACUCUCUGGAGGUAUACCAACUGCCCAGGGAUCUGCUCCUCUCCGAAGAUCCCUCGACUCAAUUGAACUUUGAGCCGCUGCAGGAAUUCUCGCUGCCCGGCGGAUUCCUGCAGCUGCAUAUCCUCAAGCCCAGUGCGGAAAAGGUGCUCCUACUGGUGGCCUCCAAUCACACCAGGUCGCAGAGCAAGUGCAGAACCUUCGAAUGGCUGGACACGUACUUCAAUCCCCUCGAGGAGAUCACCUUGCCGGCCAUCCGCGUCCUUCAAGUGGUGGGUAACCAGCCGCUGUAUGUAAUUUUUGGUCGAUCCCUGCGAGGAUCGCAGUCACGGAUGGUACUCACCAUUUACGAGCUGGACAAGAUAACUUUGCGCCUGCAGCAUCGCCAGGCCAUGACUGUCCAGGCCCAGACUGUUCACGCAUUCAGAUUCCGCAGCCGGAACCGUCUAAUUGCCUGCAGUUCAUCCGCCUCCGAUCCGUGUCUCUACUUUCGAAUGAUCGAUGGCCAGUUUGUGGUCAAUCGAAAGCAUGCCCGUCGCGAUCUUAGCUUCCGCCGGCUGACAACCACCAAGGGGGGCCAGCUCCUGGUCGGAGCCCGCGCCAAUGGAGAAGUAAUUGUCUUUGGAUCCGCCCGACUGGAUUGCUACUCCGGCUUUGCCAUGACUGGCCAACCAGAUCCUAGUGGCCUGCUCAGUCAUAGGAAUGCAAAGAACGAGAGUUUCCUGCUGCUCGCCUACCACCUAGCCUCCAGUGCCGUGCUGAGGACUGUUCAGCUGGGUCCAGAGUCUGAGGAGUCCGCCAAUCAAGUGGGCGCCACACCGGAUGAAGACCUUACUGUGGUCCAGCUGCAUCGCCAUGAGUUCGAGGAGUCCAUCAAUGGCCUUCGUGGCCUGCUCCUGCGCCGUCGUUCCAGCCUGGCAGCCCUGAGCAAUGUAAUCCAUAUCCUGCAGCAGCGAACUGGUACACAACUUAAUCAGGAACUCCAUCUCCGCAAAGGGGGACAUAUUGAACUUCUCCAACUAGAGGAUGACCACCUGUGUACUCCCUCGCAGCUGAAGCAGCGUCUGGAGCAGCUGCGUCAGAAAUAUAAGAGAUUGGAGCAGGAUAAACAGCAGACAAGGAGAAUGACCCGUUCCUUUGGGGCGGAAAACGACAAUGAAGCCGUGGAAACGCUGAAAGUAAAGCGUCUCCGGGUGGAAAAUCUCAUUUACAGAGGAGUCCUUAUGCCAGGACACAUAUUGGACACAACAUCGAGCCCAGCUCCUCUGUUGACCAUUCAAAAUAGUCCUGUGCUAACCAAGACUCUGCGCACAGAGCAGCUGAUGACCCCGCGGGACUACCAGAAUUCCAGUGAAUCUCAAACGCCGCCACCAGAGGCGGGUGAGCAUCCGGCUGGCACCGAGUGCGUGGUGCGUCACCUUCAAGUGGAACUGAUCAAUGGCGUGUCUUGGCACGACUUUCUCGACUCGCUCUUCCUGCGCAAUCGCGACACUCGCCUCGAGGGUCGCCUCGUCCUGCAGUCAAGAACCAAAGUAGCCGCCAUGCAAACGACCCUUCUCAAUGGACUGGUGGUGGACCAACUGUUCAACCUGCGCCGUGCCCAGGUGAUCAGCUCCAACAUCUACAUGUCAGCCUUCUUUGCGCCGCGCCUCGAAGCCCAGAGUGUGAACGGAAUGGACUUUGCCCAGGACAUAGUCUUUCGCGGAACAGGCAAUGAUACCUGGGUGCAAACUCCUGUUCGCAUCAACCAGAUGAGCGUAUCCGGUGACCUGCAGGUGGCGAAUCGCACGAAGAGGCAGCUGGAUCCGGAGAAGGAGCAACUCCUUCAGCAGUACUACACGGGCAGGAUCACCAUCCGCGGCUCCUUGACUGUUAGGAGUGUGCAACGGGACACGGAGAUCUCCCAGCUGAUGCUGGGCAAUCAGUCGCUGGCCCGGAGUGACCUCCAUGCCCAGUACCUGCUCAAUCAAGCGCCACAGGACAUCUCCAACUUGACCUUUGGUUACGCCAAGGUCAGUGCACAUUCUCUUAACAGCAGUUUCCUGGGUGGACACCCUCUCCAAGAACACCUGCUCAACGGAGGUCAACCCAUUUCCAGCCAAACUCCAAACCGAUCUCUACACAUAAUCUUUAUGAACGCCAGUGUCCAGGGUGACAUUCUGUGCCGGGACUACAGCUCUCGUUUGGCCGAGCUCUCUAGGGAGGCAGUGCGUCAUGGCCAGGAGGCUAAUAUAACGGGACACAAGCGCUUCCAGGCACCUCUCACAGUCCAAACGCUUCAAAGCCAGCAAAUAAACGGAAUGCCGGUAAGCGAGCUGGUUCUCAAAUCGAAUCCCGUCCAGAGUUUUCAAGGAACGAAGCGCUUUGGCCGCCUGGUGGUGUCGGAUGAGGUGCGUGUACAAGAGCACCUAAACGUGAGUCGCCUAAAUGGGCUGCCCAUAGAUCAACUCCUGGGUCACGAUCUGAGCUUGAAGCGCUUGGAACUGACGGACACUCCGCAUCUCAAAAUGCUGCAUUUUCGUCGCCUUAACGGUUUGCCCUUUGACGACCUGCUGUCCAAGAUUUCCGAGGGUGAGGAGCACUCGCUGCUUCUCCUCCGCAAGCAGCUGCUCAUCGAGGGCAGCGUACGCUUCGAGAAGCCACUCCAGCUGCAGACCAUCAAUGGCAUUGAGUGGGACCAAUACCUAAGCCGACUGGUCAGGCUCGAUGCCAAUGCGGAAGUGGGGGGCAGGAAAGCCUUCCAGGCCGGACUCCAGUUAAACGAUGCCCUGCACACGCCGCACAUCAACAAUAUCGACCUGAGCUCCCUGCUGGACAACACCCUGCUUCGGAUAACGCCCCAGGAGAUUGGCGGUGCCUACAGCUUUGGCCGGAUGGCGGCCAGCAAUGUGGAUGUGCCCCGGGUGAAUGGCGUUCCCAGGGAAGAGUUCAUUGACACUCGUAAGGAUGUGAAGCUACAGGGAGAUGUUUACUUGAAGCAGCUGACCAUCAAGGGCAGCCUGAAGUGCCCAAGUGAACCUGGCCUGGGAUUGGAGAAUCUGGAGAAGCGGGUUGAGCUGGUGAAGCAACUUCCCUGGCGGAAUUUGAUAGUCACCGGCGAUGCCCUGUGGGAUGCCGAUGCCAAUGCCGAAGAGCACUCCCAGCUGGAUUAUCUGCGCCAGCACGCUGUUCGGCGGGCGGGCAACCAGAGCAUCACUGGGCAUGUGCUCCUGAGAGCACCUCAAAUGCAGAGGCUCCAAAGCAAGCAACAAUCCCUGCCCACAAAUCUCAAUCUCUCGGAUGUGGCCGAGGAUGCCCUUCUGCGUUGGACGGGCAGCAAUGAAAGCCAGGUGAUAACGGCCAACCACAUGCUACUGGGAACCGUGAGAGCCAGAGCAGUGCACCUGGCAAAGGAUGCACAUUUCGGCCAGGUGAAUGGUAUCGAUAUAAAGCGACUGAAUGCCUCACUCUACCGCCUGUCCAGUGGCGAGGCCAUUGCUGCUAAUCUCCACUUCCUCCAAGAGCCGGAGAUAGGCCGACUUCAGCUGGAGAGGCCAAAGGUGAAUGGAGUUCCGCUUGGUGAGAUCUUCCAGCAGGGCAGUGGCCAAUCCUGGCCCAGGGUAAAGUUCAGGCAACUGCAUGUUAAGCAAUCCCUCAGCCUGGGCACCGUGAACGAGAUGAGCUUGGAUUACUUCCUCCAGCACCGUAUUCCCCUCAAGGGGGCCGCUCUGGAGGUAUUCGGCUCCCUGACCUUUGAGCAACUGCAGCUGGGGAAGCCCCUAUUGCGAACCAUCAACGGCAUUCCGCUGGAUAACCUCGUCCUGAAGCACAGCCGCCAGGUGCAGAGCAUCUCGGGUGCGAAGACCUUCCACGGAGGUGUACAGUUCACGGGACCUGGUCAUGUGAUGAACCUAAAUGGUCGUGAUCUCAGCGAGAGCUACCGUGGCAGCAUCUUCCGGGACAGGGACUACAAUAUCGAUAGCCUGGUGCUGGACAGGGCUCUCUUUUCCGGAGGUCUCGUCCAGCCACAACUAGCACCCCUUCCCAGACCCAAUCAGAUGAGAACGCUGGAGGGGACGCAGGAAGGCAAUCCGCUGCAAGAGUUGCAGGAACUUCUGAGCGUUGGGAACCAAAGCUCCCUCCAUAGGCGGCUGCUCUACCUGGAUCAUGAUUCCGAGACCCUGGCAUCCGAAUGGGUGAAGCCACCGCUCAAGGGCCACGCCGACUUCCUGGUAAGCCUGCCCCUGGGUCAAACAGCUCCCUGCCAGCGUCGGGAGCUAAGGGCUCAGGUCCGGCUCCCCGAGCGCCAGGUGCUCCUAGUCAAUGCCUCCUCCAGCCAGCUGACGCGUAUAACCUCCGGUGAUAUCCGAGUAAAGGUGCAGAAUCACUGCCAUCGCCCGGCCAGGAGGCUGCGCAGCAGGAUCAACAUCAGCUGCCGCAACGAAUCCCACCACCUGGGCAUGCGUCAGCCGGUUGAGGCGUUGCAGUUGCUGGAUCAGGGCCAGGGAUUAGCACUGCUCCUCCUAGGCACCGAGGAGGAGGUACGAGUCUUGCGGCUAAACCAAACCAAUUGUAGUCUCACGGACUGGCAAUCGGUGACACCGGCCGAUGGUCGUUUGAUGAAGGUGCACCGAAUGGGUGGGGGAGAAGGAAAAGCAGGAGGAGAAGGAGAAGAGGACCUAUUGCUAACCAGCGGCAUGGACAACCACCGUCCCGUGGUGGCCAUCCAUUCAUGGGAUCCCGCGGACCAGCGCUUCAAGUUGAUUCAGCUUAUACCUGGCUCCUACGAUUUGGCCGAGUUGCAGGGGGAUCAGCUGCUGGUCACCUGUCCGGGUUGCCGGCACAUAGCCAUCUUCGGUCGGAUCCAGGCAAAGAGCUCUUCCUUUGAGCCCCGCCAGCAGUUGAGUUUCGAGAAGCGUAUCCAGCAAUUGACACCGUUCCGGGUGGGAGAGGAGCAGUAUUUGCUGGUGGUCACCCAGCCGGAGUCGGAGCACUUUUACCUGUUCAAGUACGGCCAGGUGGGAGGCUGGCAGCAGCGCAGUUUUGGCCACAAAAAACAGCAACAGUGGGCUUUUCCUUUGGUAAAAUCUGGCCAAAGAUUGGAGGCCGAGGAGACGCCGCUCCUGCUGCUCUGCGAUGGAGCCAAGGAGUGCAGCCUGGUGAGGGCUUUGCUGGGUUGAGGGAUCCAGGGUUCAUUUUUCUUGUACAUUUUUGUAUAUUAUCGUUAUUAUUGUAUUUGUAUUUAAUGCGUAUAUAAUUCUACCCUUAUGCUAUGUAUUAUAUAUAUGUAAAUAAAUUGUUGAGCAACCCAAGGGA
Molecule: messenger RNA, 5775 nt
Organism: Drosophila kikkawai
Lineage: Eukaryota; Metazoa; Arthropoda; Insecta; Diptera; Drosophilidae
Gene: fs(1)M3
Product: female sterile (1) M3
Cellular component (GO): cell surface
Molecular function (GO): heparin binding
Source: RefSeq, a predicted model, not a curated record